Messenger RNA from Armigeres subalbatus, 2287 nucleotides. RefSeq lists its product as uncharacterized. Lineage: Eukaryota; Metazoa; Arthropoda; Insecta; Diptera; Culicidae. The record is from RefSeq and is a predicted model, not a curated record. The transcript is spliced from 2 exons. Bases 514 to 1935 code for a protein of 473 amino acids.
CAGUAAGUUGAAGUAGAAGGUAACGUACGUACGUACACAAGGCACAAGGCAUUUUUGGGGAGGUCAGAACAGAGAAUCGGAAGCAUCUACAACAGGGCGGACGCACACGGUCCGUAUCGAGCGAAAGUAGCAGACAUUAUUGGAUCAGCGGCUUCGAAGCGAGAAAAGAAUACACGUUGCUGGAGUGGCCCUUCCGUGUUCUACGCUGGCAGAACCAUGUCCGCGAUCUGCGUAGGCAGUUAUUAAUCGGGAAGUGAAGCGUGUCCAGGGGUCAGUGUCUACGGCGGAGAAACACCCGUGAAGAAACAAGAAGACGAAGACAGAAAGUGGUUGUGUGGCAUUGAAACGAGGCAGCGAAACUCUCAAAGUGAUAACAUUGAAGCGUGAUAAGCGUAGGAGAUUGCACCCAGACGAAAGGGUGGAAAGAUUGAAGAGCUCAGCGAUAAAUAUGCACGUUGCCUGGCGGAUUAGCAGUUUUCCGAUGUGAAGAUUUUUGCCUCGAAGGCCGAUAUUAUGAAAUUUCACAACUACAGUAGUCCGCCAGAGAAAGUGAAGACACGAUCCGUCAGUUCAUCAUCGGAGCAGGAGUCCACACUUCUCGAGCAAACCACGGCACAACAGCGGCAGAAAUCAACAGGCGGCCAACAUCAGAUACAGCAGGUUAGCCUGAAAAAGAAAAUUACUCCUCAGCAACUGCUCGAGCUGCAGCAGCAGCGGGAACCACUGGCCAAGCGACUGCGCCUCGACGAGUCUGUUCCCGACGAGGUGGAACAGCAAUCGCCCCAGGGUGAGGACGAAAUCGACACAUCGGCCACAGAAUCGGAAACGGAAAUGGAUCAGAGUACAGAUAAUGAAAUGAUAGUCUCACAUCCUUCGCAGCGGUUAGAUGUCAACGCGUUGAAGGCGAAGGCCACGACAACGGCAAUGGUUGUAACGACAGAUGAUUCCGACUAUGGGCCAAAUGACAAACACGGUCAAAAGAAAGUUAAACGGAAAAUAGUCAGCAAACCGUGUAACAACAACACAUCGACGAAAGCGAAACUUCAGAUGGUGCAUGAAUUCCCCACGCUAUUCCUGGGGCUGAGGCGCAAUCGCAUUUUCCUAGUAAACUCCCUAGCGCAGACCUUCGAUCUGAACCAACGGGAUAUCAUCUUGACCCUGCGUAAAAUCAAACUAAACGAACACAAUGCUCGGUUAGCGAGCGUUUUUGGACUGACUGACAGCGAGGUGGACAUCCUGUUCCGAACGAGUGUGCCUAAAAUUGCCGACUGUUUGCGGAAUUUCAUCGUGUGGCCGGAUGAUGUCACCAUGAAACUGAACGUUCCCAUCUACCUGCGACAACACUUCAACAAAAUCCACCUGAUCCUCAACUAUCUUGUGGUGAAAGUGCGGCAGAACGCCGUCAAAUUCCUCUCACAAGCGCAAUCGGAAACGUCCUACUGCGAGGGAGACCAGUGCCACAAACUCAAAUACCUGGUUGCCUCCUCCCUAGAUGGCUGCGUAUGUUUCGUGUCGCGAGGAUUCGGUAUCCAGACGGAAGAUGACGCCGUCCUGUCGCAGUCCGGCUUUCUCACCAAGUUCAAAACCAACACGAACCUCAUCGCCGGCAAAAAUUUCCACAAUUUCGAAGAUCGCUUAACCAACGGCAACGACCACGAUCACGAGAACAAUAAUGGCGGAGGCGAAUCUGAUCUGGACCGAACGCUUCCCACCAGCGAAGAGGGCGACAACUUCGGCGAAAUCGUUUCCGAGAAGAUCAGCAAAAGCCGGACGUUCAAGCUGAAGAGUUACAUCGAGAGUGUGUUGGAAAGCUUCCAGGGGCACAUGAUUUUGUCGCCGAUGGCGUGCGUGGACGUGCGGUCCUUGGAACUGUUGGACGAUAUCGUGGUGAUCGUCGGGGCGCUCAUCAACCUGCAGAAGCAGGAGGUCGAAUAAAGAUGCUGUUGUUGCGACGCGCGUUUGUUUGUGGGUAUGUGUGUAUAUUUAGCAGGUUCAUGCCGGCCGGGCUGCCUUAGAUUGGGCACAUCUGAAACUCAAUUUCGCCCGUAGGAUCAGUGCUUUUAUUUUGUUGACGAUUUUUGUUCUUUACGGAAGGUUUAUUUAUCACUUUCUGAUACCCCGCGAUUUCGUUUAGGGCUAUUUUGGAUGGGGGUACGUAACCAGCACUUGUGGUUCGAGUACGCUAUGCCGUAUUGUAGAUAAUUUAUUAUAAUUAUUAUUAUUAUUAUUAACGUAAGUUUAACUCGAGUAGUAACGUCGUAAAUAAAGUUUACUAAUGAAAUCUAAA